Molecule: messenger RNA, 1733 nt
Organism: Anopheles coustani
Lineage: Eukaryota; Metazoa; Arthropoda; Insecta; Diptera; Culicidae
Product: cytochrome P450 4d2-like
Exons: 1
Coding region: 1-1542 (513 amino acids)
Molecular function (GO): iron ion binding; monooxygenase activity; heme binding
Source: RefSeq, a predicted model, not a curated record
AUGGCUAGUGUACUGCUGCUGAUCGUCCUGAUUGGCUACGGCCUGCUCUUGGUCUAUCGCAAGCGCCAGCAGCUGAAACGAAUUGCUACACAUAUCGGCGGUCCAAAGCCACACUGGUUGGUUGGCAAUGUGCUGGAGUACCCGGCGCACGACAUACCAGGAAUCUUCGAGACGAUGGUGCUCUUCCACGAGCGCUACGGAAAGGACUUUUUCAACUGGGGCCUGCUGAACGAUCACAUGAUUACCGUAAGCAGCCCGGAGAACGUGGAGAAGGUGGUGAUGGCGAAGCAGACGCAGAAGUCCACCGUGUACGAGUUCAUCGAGCUGUGGCUCGGCCAGGGACUGCUUAUAUCGAAGGGUGAGAAGUGGUUCCAUCGGCGCAAGAUCAUCACACCGACGUUCCACUUCAAGAUCCUCGAGGGCUUUGCCAGUGUGUUUAACCGGGAGGCUGGCAUACUGAUCGAGAAGCUGCGUCCGCAUGCAGGAAGCGGCCAGGAGUUUGACAUCUACGAGCCGAUCUCGCUGUAUGCUCUCGAUAGCAUCUGCAUUACAUCCAUGGGUGUGGACAUCAAUGCGCAAAACGAUCCUACCAAUCAGUACGUGCGCGACGUGAAGCGCAUGAGCGAGUUGAUCCUGUUGCGUAUAUUCCACGUACUCGCCUCGUUUCCCCGCGUCUACUGGUACUUGAUGCCGAAUGCUUGGGAGCAGAGGAAGCUGAUAAGAAGGCUCCAUGCGUUCACCGAUUCCGUCAUACAGCGUCGUAGACAGCAGUUGAUGAGUGCCAAAAUGAACAGCGACAGUGACAACACUGCAGCCGAUGACGAUGAGGAGAGUAAUCUCUACUCGAAACGGAGGGAUACGUUUCUAGACCUGCUGCUGAACGUUACCGUCGAUGGUGAAUCUCUUAGUGAUUUGGAUAUUCGCGAGGAGGUCGACACCUUCAUGUUCGAGGGUCACGACACCACCACGUCCGGUAUCGCCUUUACCUUCUAUCAACUGGCCAAGCAUCCCGACAUUCAAGAGAAGCUCUACCAGGAAAUAGUGGACAUCCUAGGCGCGGACCACCGUACGGUCCCACUAACUUAUAGCACACUCCAGAACUUCCCCUACCUGGAUAUGGUCGUGAAGGAAUCGCUGAGACUGCUUCCACCUGUUUCGUUCAUCGGUCGUCGGCUGGUCGACGAUGUUGAGAUCAAUGGAAUCACGGUUCCGGCCGGCACAGAUAUUACCAUUCCUAUCUAUGUGAUUCAUCGCAACCCGGACGUCUAUCCGGAGCCGGAGCGAUUUGAUCCGGAGCGAUUCUCGGAGCAGAGCACCCAGCGCCGGGGACCGUACGACUACAUUCCGUUCAGCAUUGGCUCGCGGAACUGCAUUGGCCAGCGGUAUGCGUUGAUGGAGAUGAAGGUAACGAUUGUGCGAAUGAUUUCCCACUACCAAAUACUACCCGGAGACACGAUGCAUGAGGUACGGCUGAAGACGGACCUGGUGUUACGUCCCGACAAGGGCAUCCCGAUUAAACUCCUCGCGCGACAGCAGACUUAGAUAGUAAUGAAUGAUAGUCCGAAAAAUACAAAAUAAAUUCCUAAGAAGUCGUUGAACUAUGCCAAUAGAUGUUAAAAGGUUCUCGACCUUCUUAUGCUACUUAAAGUCUGAAAAGACUGCAUAAAAUUGCCUCAUUCUAUGUUCAGUCAUGUUUUGUUAGGCAGAUGAAUAUCCAUUGAUGCUGAGAUGAG